This is a messenger RNA of Balearica regulorum gibbericeps (East African grey crowned-crane), 393 nucleotides long. Lineage: Eukaryota; Metazoa; Chordata; Aves; Gruiformes; Gruidae. The record is from RefSeq and is a predicted model, not a curated record.
UUGAAGUCCAAGAUAACCCCAUCUUCUGCUCAGAUCGCAGGCAUAUACAAUUCGCCGUUCAGGAAAUCCCCGGAUCCAAUGGAACUGCUGCUACGGAAGUCAAAGCCAUUGAGCCACAGACGGCAGCAAAUGGAGAGUCCCGUCGCCUGUGAGCUCUACGACUGGCCAACUUGCAGAAGGCCUCCGACUUUCUCCACAGCACAGCCUCUGCCACCUAUUGGCAGGCAGAAACCUCAGGGGCCUUUCCGCGAUACUGCUGAAGUAUUGCGGCAGCGCUACAAGCCUCUGGAACCAACCUUGCGAGUGGCAGCAUCAAUCAAUUCCUCACUAGAGAAGGCCAGAGAGGAAAUGAAAAGGGAGGGAUGGGGAAACUGUAUACAUGACAAUGAGUAA